Messenger RNA from Mytilinidion resinicola, 978 nucleotides. RefSeq lists its product as uncharacterized. The transcript has a single exon. The record is from RefSeq and is a predicted model, not a curated record. NCBI's taxonomy places the organism in Eukaryota, Fungi, Ascomycota, Dothideomycetes, Mytilinidiales, Mytilinidiaceae. Bases 282 to 839 code for a protein of 185 amino acids.
CGCCGUGCCUUGUCAUUGUUCUGUGAAACGACUAGUACGCAUGAUACCAGCCUCAGCCACUCGAGGUUUACCUGUACGAAGCACAAAGCUCAACCCCUUCCUGUUUCUAGAUUGCCCUCUCACACGUGCUACUGUAGCCUUGACCGCCCUCUACUUUUGAAGUGAGAUGGCUGGAGACCCGGCCUCCGUAGAAUGCGCUUCGAUACAACGCAGCAAUUGCCAGCAACUGUCUCAACUUCGAGUUCGCACAUUCGUUCGACGAUGGUGAGCAUAUAACGCUGAUGCCCGUCGUGAACGUUGCGCAUCGGGAGCCUGCUUGGAUCACACCCUCUCCUACAAGCACACCAGCGCCUAUUAUUCUCACCAUCGAAAGAUCAACUACCACCUACAUAACAACAAUAUUCCGACUUUCUGCAACCUUAAUUGCAAUAGCCGGAACAUCUACAGAGUCCCAAUCUAGCGGACCGAGCCCUGGUGUAUUAGUAGGAGCAGUUCUUGGAUCUCUAUUAGGCUUCAUGGUUCUACUCCUCUUCUGCUGCUAUUAUCGCUAUCAGGAUAGGCCAGACUCCUACAGAUAUUCACCUAGUAUAUCAUCAACUUACUCGCCGCCAGCUCACUCGCCACCACGGAUAAAGCUGGAGUCUAACCAGAACUUAGUACAAGCUGCUAGAGUGCAAGGAAAAAUCAGCCUCGUGAAGAAAAAGGCAAAGAAGGCAAGAUCAUCAGGUCGACUUCAGCCCUAUACAGAAGAUCAGGCGGGGGUAAAAGCUAGUAAGAUCUCAGUAAAGCGGAUGGCUGCUAACUAUGACACAGAUAUAGUAAUUCGGUAUUGCGCCUGAAGCAAUUGCGUUUGGAAAGCGGCUGGGAGGAAAAACUUAAUCAGAGGUCAGCCUUCCGUAUACGCGGUGUGGUUAUCAGAGUAUCCGUGAGUUUUUGUGUUAUCGUUCGUUCAACGGAAACGGCUUUCUUGGAAUCAAG